This is a messenger RNA of Dermacentor silvarum, 5276 nucleotides long. Its product is annotated as GTP-binding protein Rhes. The record is from RefSeq and is a predicted model, not a curated record. The transcript has 3 exons. Gene Ontology annotation, molecular function: GTPase activity; GTP binding. Lineage: Eukaryota; Metazoa; Arthropoda; Arachnida; Ixodida; Ixodidae. The coding region runs from base 340 to 1044 and encodes 234 amino acids.
UGCAGUGCGGCGCCACUCUUUUUUUGCACGCACACGCGUCUAAGUCGGCGUCGGCGUCAUCAGGGAGCCGCUAGAGGCGAUCGGCGCAGGACUGUAGUCGAUGCCAGGGGCUCCUGCGGUCUGUGAACGGGGUUCGUUUUCUUCCGGUCCCGCCUUGAACAGCUUCGGAGGGAGCAACCUGCUAAGUGCACAGUGGCAAGCCGUCUCUGCAGUUUUCUCGGGGCGCCUAACCCUCUGACACCUCUGACAAAGAGUCAGUCUAAACCGGCAGUUGCCGACCUGGUCGUCGUCGUCAUCGUAACUGGUAACCAGGCUCUAUACCAGCGGCCGAUAAUAGCCAUGCCGAGCACGGGCCAGGUACCGUCGCUGACGGUGCUCCAGCCCCCGCAGGAGGACGCGCACAACAACCACCACCACCCGACCAAGGACCAGUACCGGGUGGUGGUACUGGGAGCAGCGCGUGUGGGCAAGACGGCCAUCGUGCACCAGUUCCUGUACGACGAGUUCCCCGUCGACUACUUCGCCACCGUCGAAGAGUUCCACACGGGCGAAUACGAGCUGAAUGGUGCCUCGCUCACGCUGGACAUCGUGGAUACGAGUGGCAGCUACCCGUUCCCUGCCAUGAGGCGGCUGGCCAUCACCACGGCCGACGCGUUCGUGCUCGUCUACGCCAUCGACGACCCGGAGUCGUUCGAAGAGGCACGCCGCAUCCACGACCAGAUCGUCGAGCUCCACUCAGCCAAGGCUCCUGUGGUCGUGGUGGGCAAUAAGUGUGACCUGCCUGCUGCGAUGCGUCGCGUCAGGCGAGAGGUGGCCGAGACCAUCAUCUCCAUCGACUGGGAGCACGGGUUCGUCGAGUCCUCGGCCAAGGAGGACAUCAAUGUGUUUGCCAUCUUCAAGGAACUCCUUGUGCAGGCCAAGAUCCCGUACGACCUGAACCCGGCAUCCGUGAACAAGAGGCGUCGCUCACUGCCCGUCUACCCGACCAGUCCGACCAUCAAGGACAAGGCAGUCCUCAAGAGAAACAGCUGCGCUGUUUCAUAGUUGCGUGGAGGUCGUCGUUAGUGUUGUUUUUUUCCCACAGAAACACGUAUUCUGGACUCGCGCCUGCCUCCAGUGCCAGUGACUGUGACGUUGCGCUGCCUGUGCCGUUGUGCUAAACUCAGCAGAUGAAUUCGAAGUGAAACAAAAUGUCUGCACCUGUGAGAUCAAGAUCAGUACUGCCAGUGUCAAACGCCAGUGAAAUAUUGCUCGGAUCGAGGAGGUUCCAAAACUGCCAAAACGACGUCCUAGUAAACCACUGAACAAAUAAGACAGCACGUCGUAUAAGAUACAGGAACAGCUGUACCCCCUACGAUACAAUAGUCUCCGAAGUACAGCAAGCACAGUGACGUGAACGUUCAGCUAAUAACGACGUCGUCGGUUUGAAUGGAACGCUGCCUAUGGAAAGCCGGACGACAAAAAGAAGACUCGCUUGCUGAAGAAUGGCUGGUCCAGGUCCCCAUGCCGACUGGUGCCUGCAGUCGAUUAGGGGCAUAAAGUUGUACAUAUGGCACUUUUCAGCACCGUAUUCUUGAGCAGCUUGUGAUCAUGAUCCUGUGUUUCCAAGACAAUAAGACUAACAUAAACUAAGUCGUGGUUCCAGUAACUCGCUGCCCAAGUCUACGCCGGCUACAACGUCUGACCACGUUAAUGUUUCAGCAGGGUGAUUCUGAAGGUAAUUGAAUUCAAGAUGAACUUGCUUCAAUCCGAGAAAUUUCCCCUUGAUGGGUAUGUCACUCAUGAAAGCCAUCGUUAGAAGUUCCUUGUGCUCGCAACGUAGGAAGCUCAGCGUAAGCAAAGAACAAGCACCCAACCGCCAGCGUGACACAGCAGAUAGAGCAAUGGCUCUGACGCAACCCAGCCACGGGAUCCAGCAUUGCUUUCUCAUUGACACCGAGUGUAUGUGCCCCUGUGGCCUCUUGUGUCAGGAACAAUCUGACUGAGAUGACAAUCACAGUGCGGCUAUGCUGAACUGGGCAGCUAUCAGUGAGCAGGAGAACAGACGUGUGAUCACCGUACGGUCGGCUUAUGUUCGCUACCAGGACUGUCACACCUCGUCGCAAUGAACUAGCGCAUUUGCGACGUUGCUUACUCCGUCGGAACACCUUAACAUCGACUAACACGUCGUCCGUCGUUGCAGGCACAAUAAAACUUACCAGUGUGCGUAAGGAAUCAAGCAACAUAUUUCCGAUGGACAUUCUGCUCACACGGCACUCACCAGUCUUGAGACCCGAUGCAACGCCGGAGCUAGUUACCUAUGAUGUGCUCGAAACUGAGAUAGCGUGGUAGUAAACGCACUAGCGAUGAAGGGCCAAUCGGAAGUUGCAGUUUUGACGCAGAGUCAGAUGACCAGCUUAACACAUGUUUUUUUUUCCAGCUCACAGUCGUAACGAAACACAAACAGCCAAUAAAGCAGUGUAGGAACAGUGUCUUUCGUAAAAACAUUCAAACACGCGUGCUAGCUUUGGAAUUUGAUAUGAAUAUGUAUGACGGGAAACACAGCUAAAUGAUGUAAUGCACGAAGUUUCCCUUCCUAUCUCUAGACUAGUGUUCAACGUUGGGAAACCCCGUCUCUGUAUUAUUAUUUUUUUCUUUUUUCUUGCCAACACUCCUGUACUCGGCCAAGGUAUUUAUAUCCCUUACUGUAAUUGCCAAUAGCGCAAGCUACCACCUCUUAAAGGUACUAUUUAUUGGGCUUAUUACAGUAACCUGCCGGUCGCUUGCGUGCAGAAUAUUUUUCGCAAUCAACCUAAAAUAAACUUCCGGUUCUAUACAGCUAGGACUCGAAUCCACGACUUUGUGCUCCAUGCUCAGCAAGAAAAUUCCAUAGCCACUGAGAGACCACGCAGCGGGAAUUAGUAAUAAGGUGACGUCAAAACAAUGGAAAUAACUAAUCUAAUCUCUCGUUUCAAAAUCAAGUUUGCGAGGCAAUUUGGUUUGCCGGUAAUUACACGUUCAAUGUGAUAAAGGUCUGCAUGAGUGUAUCCGAGGUAAUAAGCAAUUAGAAUUAAAAUGGCUUUUAGAACGAAAGAACAGACCCUUAACGUAUACUUGUUAAUAGUACAGGGCUAUUUUUGACAGAAUAAACGAGACACCGAGAAAUUACUACGUUUUACCACAAGGUUUAUUCGUCGUACAUGUUCAACGGUAGCUUCUAAAAACUUGAACCUGGCCUAGUUGGUAUUUACUACGUCACAUGUUCAUCGCUAAGGGAAGGCGAGGACAGCACAACAGAACCCGAACAAUGGCAUGGUCGGUAUGACACCACAAACAUGUCACGUGGUAGCUUCCUAGUUGAGCGAACCACAUUGACAGAGGUACAACGGUAAUUAAGGAAGCUUGUUCCUUGAUUAACUUGAUAAAGAGAGAGCACGCUUGGAGCUUUAGUUGUGAUUGGGGUACCCAGCCAUCUAAGUUAAAUUUACAGGCUCUUUUCCGAAUUGUGGCAUAAAUCUCUGUGGCCACGUUUGUGCCGAUGGUGUUGCAUACAAACGCCUGAAAAAAAAAAGAACCAUCUCAUGGGACUCCCACGUUUGUGACUGCUUAAUAAUCGCUAUCUAUCAGAAUUCCAAUGCGAAGUUCUUGGAUUUUUUUUCUUUCUCUGUAACCGUUUGAUUUUGAUGUGUCUCUAAGAGCUAUUUCUUAAGUGCUCCCGUAACUAAUUAUCAGUAGGACAUCAAUGCGAAAUGUGCAGACGAGAUAUUUCGCCACACCAACUGCAAAUAUUUCAAUAAAAAUUUGCAUUGUCUCAAUUCUUUUCAGAUGAUAGGCGACUUUAAAGAUAUUAGCAAUCGAUCUGAUGAUUUAGUGCGUAAUUGUUGAGGACAUGCUUCAAACAAUGAUUGUUAAGAACGACAGCACAUGCCUAAGAAGACAUACCGAGCGACCAAAGUUGGCGUCAAAGAGGUUCUUGGAGAGCGGCACACAGCCAUUGACUCAUGCCUACUUGCCAAAGUUCGCUUUAAAGAACGUCACCAACGAGCCGGACAUAAGCUGUGCGACGUGCCUAGUGACCCCAGUUGGCGUCAACUGGGGUCAAUUUUGCAAGAGCCUGCUAGCAACCUGCUUCUUUUUUCAGGUAGAGUGUGAUGUUGCGUUGAACCAAGUUUAGGGGGAUUUCCCCCACCGAAACAGCGCAACUUCACCGCACACCUUGCGAAAUAACAACGUGAACUGACUCUCAAGAAGGCUGGCUUAGUGCUUACAAAGAGUUGUUAUGCGACGUCAUAAAUUCUUCCAAACUCUUUCCCCGCCUCUCUGAUGGACCACAAAAUUCCGAAAUCAAAAGAUUAAGUUUAGGAGCCGUUUUGAAGUGGUAUCGGACGUGGCGAGCUUUUAAAAAGAAGGCGAUAGUUUUUACCGAACGUCUGUUGUCAUAUGCACGAUGAAACGUUGUCGCUGAUGUCCCAUUAUUUUGGUUUUGUCCAGAUGUUUUCAGCACACCUUUUAGUCAGCUCUGUUUCAAAGAACAAAAGCACGAUGGCUAAAUCAAGAAAUUGUGUAGUGCCCUUAAAACAGCGUGCAGCGAUUCUUUUAAAGCAACAAAAAAAUAAAACAUUUUUUAUAUAUUCAGCUCGAUUUUUUAAAAAUUAUUAAUGGCGACACGAUUUCCUUGGCCCAAGUUUUCAUAGCGUUACUAACACACAGGAGGCUGACCACAAGGAACAAUGCUAUAUUACCGCCUUAUUAUGGUGGCGAGGAGUGCAAUUGUCGGAUAACAUCACGUGCAACUUGACAAUUGUCUUACCACACACUAGUCAACACGCUUCAGGAUUUUAAUCACGCAGCCGUACUUUUACUUGGUCGCCAUCAGAGGGCUUCAGAACAAAUGUAUUUACGAACGUGGUAGUUGUGCUAAACAUAAAAGCCGAAGUUUUUUUCAUCUAAGAACGGCGCUCGAUGUCAACGCUUUCUCCUUUAGGCCUUUAGUUCUGCUUACUUUGACAGAUGUCGCGUCGAUGCAAAGAGAUAAUGUUGAAUGUUGUAGGAAUAAGCUAGACGUUUUUAAAUGUGCUACAUCUGUGAUUUUCCCGAUUUAAAGGUGAUCUGUAUGUGUUAACAAGGUUGCAUCGACGUUAUUUUGUUGUCGUGAAGCCACAGUACUAUCCGUGGUCAUGUGUAACUGGUGAACUCUUGUUCAACUUGUGCGUAGAUGGCGCGAGAAUGACCCCGGCCGGGACUGCAUUAAAAUGACGAAACACGCUGCUUCCAUGUGUAAAUAAAGGCUGUUGCAC